Molecule: messenger RNA, 816 nt
Organism: Ciona intestinalis (vase tunicate)
Lineage: Eukaryota; Metazoa; Chordata; Ascidiacea; Phlebobranchia; Cionidae
Source: RefSeq, a predicted model, not a curated record
UAACACCAACACAUUUUCCCCACAGUUUUAAAUUUUAUUUCUAAAAUAUUUGUCAAGUGUUAUCAAAAUGAGUUGGUCGGCUACCUUUAUGCCUUUGAUCACAGCCAUCCACCCCAAUGUGAAGUGUAUGUGGGCGAGAGAUUUGGCAGGCAACAGUCACAUGGCUUGCGUGGGGAGCGUUGAUGGUUCUGGCACCCCGGCCGAAAUACCAGAAAGCCAGAGAUCUUGCUUCGAUGCGCCUACUAAAGCAGAAUUGGAUGUAAUCGUAAAAUCCGCUGCAACGGAAGUCCCCAUAUCAACUGGAGCCACCAUUGGUGGCGCCGGGUACAUGUGUGUUUAUAAUGUUGAUAACAUGGUUGGGUUCGCCAAAAAAGGAGACAGCAACACGCAGGUUGUGGUUGCCGUGUUCAAAACCAUUGCUGUGUUCGCGUAUGGAUCUCCUGGAAUAAAAGUUAACCAGAUAGUUGGCCAUCUAUCUGCAACCAAAAAAUACUUUGAUGGAAUCAACUACUAACAUUGCAAUGUGUAUGAUUGGAAGAACAUCCUAAGAAUAAUUCGUAUCAACGACAACAAUUUGGACUCGAAUUGAAUUAUCUAUUUCUGUAAAUGUGUUGACGUUAUUUCAUAUUUAAAACAUUAUGGUACAUUUGUUACUCGAACUUUAACGCCGCAUGCUUAAUCUGCUUAUAAUUAAACCCAUGUACAUAUUUAAUUGCAAUAGUAGCAAAAGUUUGGAAAAUUUGGAAUAUAUACCCUGCAUGUGCUUAAUGUCAUUCCAUGUAUUUAACCCAUAGCUCUUUGAAAUCAUAAUAUAGA